This is a messenger RNA of Zonotrichia albicollis (white-throated sparrow), 7776 nucleotides long. The record is from RefSeq and is a predicted model, not a curated record. Lineage: Eukaryota; Metazoa; Chordata; Aves; Passeriformes; Passerellidae.
GUUGUGUGACGGCGCCACCUUCGAAGCGCUGCCGCCGGAGACCGUCCCCACACGGGGCAAGGCUGUACCGCUGCCGGGCUGGCGGGGCCCACGCCUGAAGAAUAAGAGAGCUGAGCACCGCAUUGGUUAACGGGCGUAAUUGACAGUUCUGAUCCUGCACGCCCGGUGGGUGCCGUCAUGCAGGAGAACUUCGGGUGCUCCGUCGCCAAUCGCUUCUGCCAGCUCCUGGACGACGAGUCGGACCCGUUCGAUGUCCUGCACGAGGCCGAGCGCCGCCAGCAGCAGAGGAAGAAGCGCGAUGAGGCGGCGGCCGUCGCCAAGAGAGCCGUGCCCGGCGGCUGGGCGGGCAGCGGCAAGAGGGAGACCCAGAAGGAGCGCAGGCAGCCAGAGAGCUCCCCUGCGGCGCCGCCGCAGCCAGGCCCAAAGCGAGUACCCAGGCAGGGAGAACAACAAGGGUUCAGUAACAGAGGCACAGAGGGGAAGCAGGACAAAACGGAAUGGAGACCAUCUUUCAGGGAAUACCGUCCCUAUGGAGCACAAAGACAAGUGGAAUUUUCAGUGGAACGACCAGUGGAAAGAUUAGACUAUGAAAGACCAAUAAGAGGCCGUGGUGGGGGAAGAGGCAGAAUGAGAGGCAGAGGAAGAGGUGGUGGAUUAAUUGGAAGUUUUGAUGGAUUUGACCAAAGAAGAAAACGUGAACCGGAAAGACAAAGUGGGAAUGAUAAAACUGGGAAGGAGCAGACUGCAUCUGUGGAGGAGACCGUGGAAACUCCUGAACAGCCAGGGACAUACGCAGGAGAGCCUCUGAGCAAAGCUGCUGAAGGAGAGCCAAUGGAAGAAGUGAUUCAAGAAAUGACAUUAGAUGAGUGGAAAAAUCUUCAGCAACGGAAUCGACCAAAGCCUGAAUUCAAUAUCCGGAAGCCAGAAUCCACUGUUCCUUCCAAAGCAGUGGUGAUUCACAAGUCAAAAUAUAGUGUCGAUUUGCAAAAAGAAGACUUUGAAGAUAAUUCUCAUGUCUUUCGAAAACCAGUGAAUGAUAUAACUUCUCAGCUGGAUAUUAAUUUUGGGAGUCUUCCUCGCCCUGGCCGUGGAUCAAGAGGAGCACGAGGUGGUCGUGGCAGAACACCUGAAGAGAGAGUACCUCGACCAGAAGUGCAGCUUGUUGCUCCAAAUCCUGAUGAUCCUGAGGAUUUUCCAGCGUUAGCUUGAGGACCCAUCCUGAAUGGUGGUAUCUCAAAGUUCCUUUGUAACUGUGAAGAGGCCCGUUCUAUGCUGAUGUGGAUUAAGGAAGCCAGUUUCCUUCUGGAAAGUUGUUUGAGUGUUUGGUGUGGAAUGAUUGCAUCUGUCUGCUAAUAGAGUUGUGUUCUGGAGAUACGGGUGGAUUUGGGAUCCUGUCACAGCCUCCAAUGUCUGCCUCCAUUUAGGAAACCUAUGGGAAGGCUUACAGUACUUCCCUACUUGGCUUCAAGUGAAGUUAAAGGGAAGAGUGUUUAAAAAUGUAUAUAUAGAGAUUAUAUCAAGUUUUCCAUGACACCAUGGUGAAAUAUAAACUGUACAACACAAUCCACAAUUGGGAGUCAAUUUCACUGUAUAUUUGAAAGUUGUUUCCUUUGAGUGAAGUGUAUAUUUCAGACAGUCAAAAGUUUCAGUUCAGAGUUUCACAAAUAAAGAAAAGUGCACAUUGGUUUGGGCUUGAGGUAUUAUUUUAAGAAGUCAGAGUGGUAGGUGGAAGCUUUUGCUAUUUGGAUAUAGUCUGUGGAAAAAAAAGUGGGGGAAAAAACCCAAACCCUAAACAGCAAUUUGUACUCAUCAAAAAAAGUGAACAUCUCUCUAAGUGGAAGUGAUCUUUAAAAUCAAGGCAGCAUAGGUGCUUUGAAUUGACACCCAACUAAGUCCUGCUUAAGCAACAAGAUAGUCUGCAAUUACUUUGAAGAUUAAGUAGAAUUUUAAUCUAGACAGAACUAAAUUAUUAAAGAAGUUUUUAAUUUUAGCAAGAGCAACUACAAACGAAAAUGCUAAAUGCCUUACCAAGAAAUUUGUGAUGUUGGGGAUGAGGUGCAAUGUUCUUUCAUUGCAGCUUUAACAUACUUGAGCCAGAUUUUCUGUUCCCUGUCCAAGGGGACAUUGAGAGCCAUUCUGGGGGAUAUGAGAGAAACAAGAAAAUGGUGCCAGAGGUGAUGACAGAAAGAAAUGAGUGGAAAAGCACACUGGGCAUUUUGGAAGUAGCUGUCAGCCUCACAAGAGUCUUCAAAUGCCUGCUCAACUUGAACACAUUCUUUAAAUUUUCUGGGAAAGCAGAUGACUGUAAACCUUCCAUGUUUUUCCAGUUCUGUGCCUCACUUCUAAGCAACUCUAAGCAGUCUCCUUUGAAAAUAAAUAAUGGAUGAAACUUAGAAGAAAAGUUUUUCUUUGGAGUAAGCUCUAAAAGUACGCACAAUCUUUGAAGACUUUGCUCACUGAUAAGGCUUUACUCAAAUAGGAUGUAGUCAUCCUACAAAGACUCUUUUCUGUAAGCUCCAAACAGAUGGUCUGCAGAGUAGGCAAGCCCAAGGGAUUUGUUUUUGCAUUGUUAAAUUACUUAUAUGACAAUGUGCUGUAACAUGAGAUUUUUUACUCUGCAAGAAGUUCAUUGUAGUGGCAUAGAGAUGCUCUGACUUGCAGUAGGAAGAAGUGCAAAAGCAAAGUUUUGGUGGUAGAGGAACCCAUGCUGCUGCUAUUUGAGUAACUGAACAGGAUGAAACAAUGCACACCUCCUUCACUUUGUAGUCACGAGGUGUUACUUGAAACCACUGCAGUUUAAGAUUUACCUGAUGCUGCCCUUUUUACAGGUGUUGUUUGUUUCUGAAAAAAAUGGCAAUUUAAUCAACGUGGAAUAUAAGUGAUUUUGUCUGUGGGGUAGUUGGAAUAUUUUGCUUGCUCUUCCCUUCUUGUUCCUAUUUUCCCAUUGGACAAGGAAGAAUGUGUCAAUUUUUAUUUAUAUUUUUACUUGCUGGGGUGAGUGAAUGCAUAGAGAUGAGAAGAGCUUGGCAGAGCUUCCUUCUAUUUCCUGUCAUGUUUUGAAUAUAGCCUUCUUUUCCACUGACCUGUUUUUGCUAAGGAAAGUGUUCAUAUAAGUAACCCUCCCUUUCUCUACUAAAAAUUAAAUCUUUGCUAUGCUGUGCUACUGGGCUCAAUCUGCUGUGAUGCAUUCAGUUUUGUUCUGACUGUUCUCUGAGAAAGCCAAGAGAAUUGUUUAUUUUUCAAUCUCCUUCCUGCUGUUGCAAAGUUACUGUUCUUCUAACUUUGAUCUGCCUUUCAAAACAGAAUGACAAAUAGGUUCUUUGGGGAAUGCUUUGAAGGACUUGUCAGUUUUGGUUAGCGGGUUGUAAACUCCUGGUUAAAAGGAGAAAAGGCUGGUUACAAGACUGUUUAAUUAAAAACCGUACAAACCAACCAACCAAAACUAAAAAAUACAACCCAUCCAAAACUUUGUGAGAAUGAGAUUCAGUGUAAUUGAUUACUGCUUCAACCAGUUAGAGCAUGUAUGUAUGGCAAUUUUAUUUUUCAGUUUGUCAGACUUGAAUAUGGCUUAAGAGUUUCUCUAGUUGAUGGUAUAUCAAAGUAUAGAAAAGAAAUUAAUUGUAAGUGAUGACAGUGAAUGCAAUUUCUUUGCCUAGCUGUGAGAACUGUAAAUCUCAGUCAUCUGUCAUAUUUAAGGUACCAAAAUAGCUGUAUCUGUUAAGCACAGAUUUGCUGCUAUCACUCCUGGUUUAGCUUUAUUCCUUCAUGUAAAGCAGUUGGCAGCAGGUGUAAAUAUAUAUACAAACACUAGUAGAAUACGGCAUACAUACUAAGAAGGGAUUAAAUUGUGUUGCAGGUCUUAGUCAUGUUAUUCUUUAAUGCACUGCUACCAGUUACUCUUUGGAUUAAUGUAGUGAGUGGCCUAGGAAAAACCGCUGCAUUUCAGGUUUAAGUUUUAGAUUCAUGUUAUGUUGCAGAAAGUUUGCAAAGAAAGGAAUUCACCUCUUCAUUACUGUCAUUACAUAUGAUAAUGUUGAUAUGAUGUUGUUCAGUUGAAUCAUAUGCAGUAGUACAGUUCAGGAGUGGCAAGUGUAUAUUAAUAUAAAAGUGCCUUUAGAAGAAAGUGGAGAGAAAUGUCUGUGCUUAAGAUAAGAAUACCAAAGAAUUAAUUAAGAGACUAAGAGGUAAAAGCCUUGAGUUUAUGAAUAGGAAUACUGGCCAUUUGAGCCCAUAAGAAAUGAGCUUUCAGCUGGUUACACUUUUUUUUGGUAUGAAAAUGGGCCUUGGGGUAAAAGUAUUGGGCCCAAAUUCAGAAUCUGUACCUCUAGCACACUUAUACCAUUAAGAUUAAGAAUAUUCUUGUAUUAUUCCUAGAGCUUUUUUUUCCUAGAGCUGUCACAGGCACAUACACACAUUUUCUUAUGAAAAACUGAAUAUAUCUGUGUAUAUACACACACACAGACAUAUAUAUACAUGUACAUGCAGUGUUGGAAGUAAUACAAUGCUGACUCAUUAUCAGUGGAUCAAUAGUUGAAUGUGAAAAAUGAUUCUUUGCAUAAAAAUACAUUUCAAUCACUGAAUAUUUGGCACAAAAUCAGAGCUUUUUCUCUUUGAGUAGCAUAUGCUGAGCAAGUACUGAACAGUUUGUGCUUGGAGGGAGGUAGCCUUCAGUCUUUGCAGGAAGCAACAACUGUUACACUUUGGCUGUGUUGCUUAGAAUUUAACUUGAAAUACAUUUUAUCUUCAGCUUUUUGUUUCUUUAUUUUUAUUUCUCAGCAAAUGCCUUUUUGAAUUUGUGAUACAAGUGUUGCAGAUAGCUGUAUCUUCAGCGCAGCCUCAGAUACUGCAUCACAUUUAACGACUGUUGGAGAUGAACCAGUGCUAAGUAAAUUGAAUUAAAUUUCUGCUCUCCCUGUUUAGGUAACUAAACUAGUUACUAGUAAAAAUGACAAGUGUGGCUGUUCAUAAUCUGUGUUCUGUUGUCUCUACAAUGUUUCACAGCUAGUUAACAGGACUCAUUAAGCUGUUACUUGCUUUUAGCAAUAGUAUUUCUUCUGUUGAGAUUUGUACAGUAGUUACUGUUUGAGCGAAAGAUACUGAAUUGUGUACUGGAAUUAAGUCAGCGGGAUAAUUCUGCUAAAGCAUAAAAAUAACAGCAAGGUACAAAAUUUUUUUCUCAUGCCAGAAGAAAAUAAUAAGCUGACACAUUCUGAUUCAGAAAUUCUGUACAUGUUAGUUGUUUGAUUAUAUUUCAGUUGCUUAUGGAUUGAGUACUUCUUUCUGGAGUUUUUGCUAGCUCUAGCAAAGGCUUGGAACCUUAGAGGGUAUUGUAGGAAAAGAAAAACCCAAUGAAACUGCCACUGGAGUGAAAGAAUACCAGAGGCUAGAAAGGUUUGAUCAGUGUGAAGAAGAGAUGGAACUCUUUAAAAUAGGUAUGAUGCUGGUGCGAAGAGACGGACAAAAAGCACCUAGAAGCAUGAAAGCAGGACAAAUAUAAUGUGUUUUAGGUACUGAACUAGAGAUUCAGUCCAGUGAGCAUGCCAUUUUGGGAAGAAUGGUGAAAGAUCAACCUAGAUUACUAGUAAACAUGAACUCAGGAAGAAAUACAAGAAUAUCUAGAGAAAAGUUGUUUUCAGAAGAGUGAUAAUGAAGAGCUUGAGCUCUUCCACUGAGCAGAAAACAAUGUAAUUAUUCUGCUAUCUUAAAAGAAUGGCAUCAAAGCACUGACAGAGGCAAAAGCAAGCUCAUAAGGGUAAGAAGUGACGUUUCAUUAUUUACCCUCCUACUAUUGGCAUCACUCUUGCUUUGGAUUUUCUUGCAUUAGUAAUAGCUGCUAUCAGGGGUCUGUUCCCAUUGUGCUGUCAGAGUACAAAGCCUUUGGGGUUUGCGGCUUUAUCCUGUUAGUGCUGUAACUGAGCUGCAGCAACUGGCAUGGUUGGAGGUGCUAGUGGCACAGAAGAGCUUUUCAUCUGCUGCUAUGCUCUUAUGCAGCAGGGCCACCACAUGCUGGGUUGAGGAAUCAAGAACACCAGUGGCUGCUUGGCCUCUCUGGAAUCUUCAUCAGCCUUGAGAACUAGGACAGACUUUGAUAGAAGGGACAUGAAUGGAGUUGUUUAAAGGACAGACUUUCUAGGUGCGUUCUUUCACCCCCUUUGUGACAGUCCAGCACUUAACAAGGCUCUUGGAAAUACCCCAUGGAUGGAGGGUGCAUGUUUAAUACCAGAUUUACUUACUUGAAGAUGGUUCAUGUCACAUGGCAUUUCUAGUUUGGAGUGAUACAAAGUAUACCAAAAACAUAAAAAUGUAAUAUUAUAAUUAAUGUAGCAAUUGCAGAACACAGAUCCUUCACAAUACCAGGGUGACUCCCUUUAUUGGUCCUUAGGAAAUACGUCCUCACUGUCAUCAUGUGAGGUGUCCUCAGGUGUCGAGAAGGAAUGGGGAGAGUUGAUCAGUUAAAGCCCAUUGUUUUCUUUGAAAUUGUUAUGGCAGUUGUCUGACUUUUAUUUCUAUGUAUAUAUUCUCCCCAUUCUGGCCUGGUCUUCAUUCUUGCUGAAAAAGUACUGGUUGAUCCACCUAAACUUUGAUAGCCAUUUAUCCAAAACAAAGGCCACCCCGUGUUCCUUCUGAGUUGAGGUAAAGUCAUCUUUAUAACUGCUCUGGUUCAUCUUUUCCUGAGCUUCAAAAGCACAUCACCUUUUUCUGUGUUCUCUUGACCUUAUUCCAUAUUUAGGACUUGUCACAUCCAUAUGAAACCAAUCCCAGAACCAGAAGUGCAAGAAAAAUACAUUUCUUCCUCAACAAACCCUUGGUGAGGUAGGUUUAAAGCACAGCUUCUCUCUGAAACUAUGCUCAGAUUUCAUGUAUAACAGGGCAUCCUUUUGCUAUAUCAUGUUUUUGUCUACUCCUAUAUAGGCAGUGUAGAAAUUGCAAUGCAAAGGAGGCUAAAUAGAUCCAAAUUCAAGUUACUCAGAACUACUGUGAACAGAUUAUUCUUGCAUUGACUUUUCAAUGGAUUGGGCCACUGUUCAGUUUUGCUCUGUGGGAUUCUUUCUGUCCUCUGCCCUCCCCUGCCCAGUGCCAGUGCUCCUUUAAUUGCUAAUGAUGUGAAAGGGCUUAACUGUGUUUUCCCAUGUCACAUGCAUAAAUUGGUGUUCUCCGCCAUUCACUCUUCAUCAGGGAGCUUGUUUGUCAGGAAAAGGUGCUUUAAAUUCAUGUGAAUUUGGAAAGGAUCACCUUACAACAAAAGAACACAGAUUUUCCAACUAUAAAACUCUACCUUUGAGGCAAGCAGAAGUUUACUUGCUUGUCAAAUAGGCUCAAAUUGGUGUGUGCAAAUUCUGCAUUUUCUAAUGUAGGUAAGGUAAAGGUGAUAAGUAUUUCAGUUGAUAGCUAUUUUUUGCUAUUGGAUAUUCUUUAAAAGGACUAAGCUAGGCCAUCAUCCAUGCUCGUGCAAAAAUCAGUGUACCUAAAAAUUUAAUUCUUUUGGGAAGCCUUCACUGUUGUGGUAAGUAUAAAAGCAUAGAGUAUUUAAGAUAAUGCUUGUUUCUAAAAAUUAAUACUAUAUAAUCAUAGAGGAAGGAGAAAUAACGACUAAAAUCCUAUUGAUAUGUUUUACUGUGCUUUUUUCACUGUGUAACUGUAUCCCAGCAAUUCAAAUGCAGGUAUUUUUUUCCAAUGCGAAUUCCUGGAAAUGUAGAGCCAGAAUAUUUCUAUUUUUUAAAUAUGUGAUAAAAAUGUGUUUUAAGAAUCUCUGCUUUAAUUAAAGAUUUUCAGGCA